Messenger RNA from Thamnophis sirtalis, 2537 nucleotides. The record is from RefSeq and is a predicted model, not a curated record. NCBI's taxonomy places the organism in Eukaryota, Metazoa, Chordata, Lepidosauria, Squamata, Natricidae.
UCUACUCCGAAAAAUACGGUAUAUACAAGCUUGAUAUUACCACCAAUAACAUUAGGUUGAAAUCCUUGUGAUUCUCAUAUAUCUUAGAUGGCCAUAACCUCCACUGUGAGCGAUCAGAGCUUCUCAAGGUUGUAGCCUAAAGUAGGGAUCCCCAACAUCCGGUCUGUGGAAUGACACCAGUCCAUGGCAUGCCAGAAACCGGGCCAUACAAACAAGCGAAACCCCAUCCGUAGGAUGCAGGCAGCAUGUGAAACCACGCCCCCUCUGGUCUGUGGAACAAAACUCUCUCCAUGCAACCGGUCCCUGGUGCCUGAAAGGUUGGGGGCUGCUGGCCUAAAGCAUCUAAGUGAAGGUUUGGGAAUAUUGGAGUUGACCAAAAUAAAGCCACGUUUUACAACAUCCUGGCUAGAAUCUCUGGAUUCUGGAAUGUGAUAUGCCAUUUCUUCAGAUGUUUAAACAUACUCAUUUCCCACAGGUGGAUCGUUACAGCUAUAAUGGAUGAUUUAAACCUGCACUACAGAUUUUUAAAUUGGAGGAGGAGGAUCCGGGAGAUUCGAGAGGUGCGAGCCAUUCGUUACCAAGAGAGGUUCAAACACAUCCUUGUUGAUGGAGACACAUUAAGUUACCAUGGGAACUCUGGAGAAGUUGGUUGUUACGUUGCUCCUCGCCCGCUGACCAAAGACAACAAUUAUUUUGAGGUGUCAAUUGUGGACAGUGGUGUGCGUGGGACCAUUGCAGUAGGACUGGUGCCUCAGUAUUACAGUUUGGACCAUCAGCCUGGAUGGUUACCGCAUUCAGUAGCCUAUCAUGCUGAUGAUGGCAAACUUUACAAUGGUCGAGCCAAGGGACGUCAGUUUGGGACAAAAUGCAAUUCUGGGGAUCGGAUAGGAUGUGGGAUUGAGCCAGUGUCCUUUGAAGUCCAGACAGCACAGAUAUUCUUCACCAAAAAUGGGAAAAGGGUGGGCUCAACAAUAAUGCCACUCUCGCCAGAAGGUCUCUUCCCAGCCGUAGGGAUGCAUUCACUGGGUGAAGAAGUCCGGCUCCAUCUCCAUGCAGAGUUGGGCAGUGAAGAGGAAGAUGACAGCAUUAUGAUGGUGGACAGUUAUGAGGAUGAAUGGGGACGACUGCAUGAUGUGAAAGUCUGCGGCACACUCUUGGAAUAUAUAGGGAAAGGGAAGAGCAUCAUCGAUGUGGGUCUUGCACAAGCUCGACAGCCUUUGAGUACCAGGAGUCACUACUUUGAGGUGGAGAUUGUGGAUCCGGGAGAGAAGUGCUACAUCGCCCUGGGCCUUGCCCGCAAGGAUUACCCCAAAAACCGGCAUCCUGGCUGGAGCAGAGGGUCUGUAGCCUACCAUGCAGAUGAUGGCAAAAUCUUCCAUGGAAGUGGAGUGGGGGAUCCCUUUGGCCCCCGUUGCUAUAAAGGAGACAUUAUGGGUUGUGGGAUCAUGUUUCCACGUGACUACAUCCUUGAUAGCGAGGGUGACAGUGAUGACAGCUGUGAUACGGUGGCUAUCCGAGCCAAACCACGAGGAGUGAGGAAUGUCUUGUAUCUGCACCAGGAGGCGGAUGAGGAUGAGGAUGAAGAAGAAGAUGGGGAAGAUGUGGAACAGGAACACGAAGGCAAGAAAGUAGUGGUGUUCUUCACCCGCAACGGAAAGAUUAUUGGCAAGAAAGAUGCCGUGGUGCCAUCAGGGGGCUUUUAUCCCACCAUUGGGAUGCUGAGCAGCGGGGAGAAGGUCAAGGUGGAUCUGCAUCCACUCAGCGGCUAAAGAUCAAGGGCUGGAGAAUAUGCCUCUUCUGCCACUCUGCAGGCUGCCGGAUUGCUCCGGCUGUUCUUCAUUGCAACUUUGGCCAUUGCCUCCAGGAGUCUAACCGUCUUGACGUGGGGCCAUAUAGAGAGAUAUUUGUCUAUCUAAUAACACCUGAGCCACUUUUCUUGUCUCUUUCCUGCCUGCUUGAUUGCAACUGUUUUAAUACUGGAAAAAUCUUGAGGCGCUCUUUUCUUUCCAAGCGGGUCAGGGAUUCGUUCCUGGAGCACAGUCCCGAUCUCUUUCUGCUCGUAAUGUUCCAUUGAUUACUGUUUGUGAGGGUAGGACAGCUCUUUGAGUUUACAUGGUUGAAAAAGAGACCGGAAUAUGGCCUAGCCUUAUUCAGCUCUGGGGUGUCCAUGAUCCUGUGCCCGAGGGGAUAAUUGAAUUGCAGAUGGAACAGGUCGGCUCCUCUUGCCUAAGGAUAUGAAUCAUUUGCAUUGUUAUAUCUAGUGUGCUGGACACUUCAUUCUUCAGUGCGAGCCAGUCUCAAAAUUAUCUAAGUUAUUUUUCUCCUGAGCCCAUCAGUGUGGGAAAAACCCUAUGUCAGUUUUUUAAAAAAUUACGGGCUCUUUAGAUGAACUCAAGCUGGUAUUUAGAAACUCCCAGGAUCUAACUUUCUUUUUUCAAGGACUUUUGGAGGGGAUGAUGGAAAGCCAGGGAAGAUUCUUUCUUGGACUGUACUUCCUAACUGAUGUUUGAUAAGCCAAGAUCCAGCACUUUUUUUUC